This is a messenger RNA of Paecilomyces variotii, 1186 nucleotides long. RefSeq lists its product as hypothetical. Lineage: Eukaryota; Fungi; Ascomycota; Eurotiomycetes; Eurotiales; Thermoascaceae. The transcript has a single exon. The coding region runs from base 351 to 1067 and encodes 238 amino acids. The record is from RefSeq and is a predicted model, not a curated record.
AAAAUCGAAGCAGACAAGUAACACGAACAGAACAAUAGGUAGUCGGCACACGAGGUGAAUAAUGAUGUUUCUUUCUACCCACAACCAUGAAAGAGAAAUCUUUGAGUUCCAUUCUCCUGUCUUCCUUAAAUGCGAGAACUAUCAGCCUGAACACCCAUCACUCCAUUCUUUCUUUUCAUCAUCAUCAGACACUCAACCCAGACUACAUAUCCAGACGAAACACCAACUACGACGCCAAACCAAGACUUGGAUUCGACCCCAGACACCCGACUGCAGACCACAAGAAAUAGAACCCAUCCAUACCUGCAAGAAACACAACAAUUACCAAAUCCAUACCCAUACCCAUAACCAUGUCUACUACUACGACCGCAACCCCAACCCCAAACCAUCAUCAACCGGUCCCGCAUCCGAUCCUCAUCCCGCUCAUUCCGUUAUUAGCGCUCCUGGCGGCGUUUACGUUGGUUGUUUAUUUGAACCGGGAGGCCUUUUCGUGUUUGAGAGCUCGGUCUGAUGGAUAUGUGCAUGCGGAUAGGGAUGAGGGAGGACGUGUCUAUGAAUCUCGAAAGAUGGGGAAGAAGAAGAAGCAGCAGGGGAGGACCAGGGGCGAUAAGAUGGCAAGGCUAGGAUUGCGAUCGAGGAUGAAGUCUAGGUCUGAUGAAGAUGAUGGGAUUGAAAUGCGGCCGCUUAUGAGGAAUGGAAUGGAGAAUGGAACUACUUCCUCUUCUAUGAUAUACAAAAAAGAAGAAGAAGAAGAAGAGGCAAGCGAACAAGAGCAUGAAUCCGAAUCCGAAUCCGAAUCCUUCUUCAUACCAUCCGAUUCUUCAUCUCUUGCCUCUUCCUCGAACUCAGGCGAUGAUAUCCCCACCGACCCCUUAUCGUCCCUCUCGAAAUACUUCGAUCCACGAACCCACGUCCUUCUGUCCAAAUAUAGAGAUCCUCCGUCCCCCGUUACAGAGGUCUGGGAGAUAGAACUUCGUCAACGCAUUCGUGAGGGAGGGAGUGUUAUAGCGUGGGUGGAUUACGUGGUUGAUUGUGUCGCGGAGUGGUGGGAGGGUAUGAGUAUGUGAGGAGUUAUGGAGUCGUUUUGUUUAGAUAGUGGAAUCGUUACUGGUUCUGGAUGUGUAGGGUUGUGAUAAUUGGUAAUUAUGAUAUUAAUAAUAAUAAUAAUUGAUGUGUGAUGAGCAUG